Messenger RNA from Asparagus officinalis (garden asparagus), 2821 nucleotides. Its product is annotated as bifunctional abietadiene synthase, chloroplastic-like. Gene Ontology annotation, cellular component: chloroplast. The record is from RefSeq and is a predicted model, not a curated record. Gene Ontology annotation, molecular function: terpene synthase activity; magnesium ion binding. The transcript is spliced from 14 exons. Gene Ontology annotation, biological process: gibberellin biosynthetic process. Lineage: Eukaryota; Viridiplantae; Streptophyta; Magnoliopsida; Asparagales; Asparagaceae. Bases 195 to 2690 code for a protein of 831 amino acids.
UAGCAAGUACAAAAUUAGCAAAUACCAAAAUGUCCAGACCCUUAAAAAAGCCCCUUAAUUGGAAAUUUUCUCUCUAGAAAGAGUGACAAAUCAUAAACCAACUUUUACCUGCUAUUUAUACAUAGGCAGUAGCGAAGCUGCAUGCAAGGGAAACCGAAGAAGGGACAGUAUUUUUAAUCAAAGGGAGCACUUAAAUGGAGAGGAUCUCUCUUCUUCCUUCCAAGGCUUUGUUCUCGCGCUCCUUGGGAUACUUGUAUCCACAAGUUCGUGGAAACCUGAACUUCUGCACGACCGGGCUCUAUGUAGAAAAACAGAACAAGAUGCUGAGCUUCAGGCCUUUAGUUAAUGCAUCAGGAGCGCUUUCUCCUCGAGUUGCUGGAGCUUUUGAUAUUGAUGUAGCUAAAGAUUCUGCAGAAGAGACACGUGAUGAAGAUGAUAGGAUUGGGACACUAGUUAUGCAAAUUAAAGAGAUGUUCAGAUCAAUGAGUGAUGGUGACACAAGCCCUUCUGCUUAUGAUACUGCAUGGGUUGCUCGAAUACCAUCGAAGCAUGAUGCAACAAGGCCUCAUUUUCCUACAACUUUAAAUUGGGUCCUUGGGAAUCAACAUGAAGAUGGUUCAUGGGGAGAACCCAGCUUGUUCCAUCUCUAUGACAGGCUCGUUUGCACUCUUGCAUGUAUUCUUUCUCUUAAGACAUGGUCCAUAGGAGAACAACAUAUAGCCAAAGGGCUUGAAUUCCUGAGGGCUCAUGUUGAGCAGCUUGGAGAUGAAACCAGUAACUCGAGAACGUGUGCCUUUGAGAUAGUAUUUCCUUCAAUGCUCGAUGAAGCCAAUAGUAUCGGGCUUGAACUUCCUUAUGAUGCUCCUUACUUGAAAAAGAUUUUUGAAAUGAGAGAGAACAAAAAGAGCAGAGUUCCUGUGGAAAUGAUGCAUUCGGUUCACACAACAUUGUUAUACUCGGUAGAAGCUUUACAAGAAAUUGUUCAAUGGAAGAGAAUCCUAAAGCUUCAAUCUCCAGAUGGGAGUUCUUUAAGUUCCCCUGCUGCCACAGCUGUUGCUUACAUGAAAACUGGUGACAGUAAAUCCCUAGAGUACUUAACUAACAUAGUACAAAGAUUUCGAGAUCAUGCACCAUCACAGUAUCCAAUUGACCUUGUAGAGCGCAUAUGGGCAAUUGACACCAUUGAGAGAUUGGGAAUUCAUCACUAUUUUCGCGAGGAAAUUUCCGAUGCCCUUGACUAUGUGUAUAGAAAUAUCGGAAAAAAGGGUGUACCUUAUGGAACUGGAAAUCCAAUUCCUGAUAUUGAUGAUACCUGCAUGGCCCUUCGGUUGGCGAGAUCACAUGGCUAUGAAAUAUCCCCAGAUAUCCUUCAGCACUUUAAACAGGAUAAUGGGCACUUCAUAUGCCACCCAGGGGAGACGCACACUGGAGUUUCUGAUAUGUUUAAUUUGUACAGAUUUUCCCAGAUUUCAUAUCCAGGAGAAACGAUACUAGAGGAUGCAAAACCUUUACUUCAGCGUUACUUACAAUAUUGUAUAAAAAAUCAUGUGGAUGACAAGUGGGCAUUGAAAAAAGAUUUGCUUAAAGAGGUUGAGCGUGCGUUAAGAUACCCAUGGAAAAUGAGUCUUCAAGGACUUGAAGCUAGGGAGUACAUCGACCUUUAUGGGGAAAAUGAUCUUUGGAUAGGAAAGACAGUUUAUUGGAUGCAUAAUGUCAAUAACCCAAAAUAUUUGGAACUUGCUAAGUUAGAGUAUAACAGGCUACAAGCUAUCCACGAAAGAGAGAUUAAUUAUGUUCUAAAAUGGUGGAACAACUGUGGACUUGAUGAUCCUUUUGUCACUCGAAUAUGCCCACAAGAGAUUUACUUCUCAAUCGCAGCAACUCUAUAUGAGCCGGAACUUGAAGAUUGUCGGAUAACGUACACGAAAUCCAACUGCAUUGAGGACAUUGUUAGAGAUAUGUUUCAAAAUCAUGGAUCCAAUCAGGACCUAAAACUAUUUUGCAAAGCAAUUGAACAAUGGAAUCCUUCACUUAUUCACUCCCUCCCGCAAAGAAUUCAAGUAAUUUUCAUGGCAAUGUACAAUACAUUGAAUGAAUUGGCAACUGAAGCAAGUAACGCCCAAGGAAAGGAUGUAUUCCCCUACUUUCAUGACCUAAGAUCGAAGCAAGUACAAGAUUACAUGAAGAGUAGAUUGAGAAUAGAAACGAAACAAAUAUCGUCAUGGACAGAAUAUUUCGAGAAUGGUAAAAAAGAUUGUGGUGUAGCCAUCAGAACAGUGCCAACAAUGUUCUUCAUGGGUGAGAAUAUGGUGGAUAAUAUUCUACGAUGCUUGGACAGCCGUUCUAAAAUCCAAGAUCAGUUGUCCAUGUACUUGAGACUGUUGAUUGAUGUUAGGACACACGAGAAUAUGAUGCAUAAGAAACCUACCAUUGCAAUUUCUUCCUACAUGAAAGAAGCAAACUGCACAGAGGAAGAAGCAAUAUGCCGUCUAAAGAGAACGACAGAAGAGGCCUUCCAUGAGUUAGUGUACCAGUAUCUAAAGCCUAGCAAAGUACCUCGCUGCUGCCGGAGGCUGAUGUUUGAACAUGGAAGAAUAACUCACUUUUUCCUUGGUGAUAACAGCAGUACACCGCUCACUGAAAGAGAGAGGAUCAGCGAUGCGAUGGAUAGAUUUUUUUCUGCAGUUUAAUCCACAACACUAUCGUAAGGUUUGAGCAGCAAAUAUGUAAAUUUAUUUAUUUUGGACUUCGAAUGAUGUGUGUACUUUUAAUGGCUACUAUGGAUCAUCUGGUCCUGUAUUGAUAAUAAGAUUUCUAAAGG